Messenger RNA from Pezoporus flaviventris, 929 nucleotides. It is a transcript of the gene NUDT14, whose product is annotated as nudix hydrolase 14. Gene Ontology annotation, molecular function: metal ion binding; UDP-sugar diphosphatase activity. The record is from RefSeq and is a predicted model, not a curated record. Lineage: Eukaryota; Metazoa; Chordata; Aves; Psittaciformes; Psittacidae. The transcript is spliced from 6 exons. Gene Ontology annotation, biological process: nucleoside phosphate metabolic process; ribose phosphate metabolic process. The coding region runs from base 227 to 787 and encodes 186 amino acids.
GCGCCUCUCUCCUUCCUCCUCCUCCUCCUGGCGGCCGCUGCCCCGGCAGGGAUGGAGGCCAUCGAGGAUCUGGCGCUCAAACCCUGCACCUCCUCCAUCUACCUGCGGCCUUACCGCCUCUGUUACAGACAGGUAAAGGAUGAGGACAUGACCACCAUUAUGGGAAUUAGAUUCCUGUUGAGUCUCUCAAAAUUGAGAGAAUGGCACGAAGAAGGUCUGGGAUUUUAUGAAGAUACAUGACAGUGUGUCAAUCCUGAUCUUUAAUACUUCUCGGCAGUGCUUUGUUCUGGUGAAGCAGUUCCGCCCAGCUGUUUACAUGUGUGAAGUAGAAAAGCAUCAUCCUCAACUUUUUCAGAAUCAGGACAAUGAGAGCUCCUCUCGUCUAGAGGAUCCCUUACCUGCUGCAGUAGGAGUGACCUAUGAACUCUGCUCUGGCAUUGUUGACAAACCAGACCUUUCUUUAGAAGAAAUUGCAUGUGAGGAAGUCUUAGAAGAAUGUGGCUAUCAUGUUGCUGUUACAGACCUAAGGAAAAUCACUUCUUACAGAUCUGGAGUUGGUGUGACAGGUUCUAGCCAGACAUUAUUUUAUGCAGAAGUCACAGACCAGAUGAGAAUUGGGGAAGGAGGUGGCCAAGCUGAAGAAGGCGAGCUGAUUGAAGUUGUAGAAAUACCUUUAGAAGAGUCCAUGAAGUUUGCUUAUGAUGAGACUCUCCAGAAGACAAUGGGCGUCAUCUUCAGCUUCACAUGGUUCCAAGACAACAUAGCACCCAAGCUACGGAAAAAAUAAGAUCAAAGCACCUCGAUUGCAAGAAAAGCUUUCCAGCUGGUUCUGUGGAUACAGAAAACUGCAAAUCUGAUCAUCAUGUCUUCUCAUGGGGCAAAUCUUUCUGGAAAUAAAUUUGGAAAUAAAAUCUCAAUUAAAGUCCUGA